Salmo salar (Atlantic salmon) is the source of this 2967-nucleotide messenger RNA. RefSeq names its product SKI family transcriptional corepressor 1b (gene skor1b). Gene Ontology annotation, biological process: negative regulation of BMP signaling pathway; negative regulation of transcription by RNA polymerase II. The record is from RefSeq and is a predicted model, not a curated record. NCBI's taxonomy places the organism in Eukaryota, Metazoa, Chordata, Actinopteri, Salmoniformes, Salmonidae. Gene Ontology annotation, cellular component: nucleus; transcription regulator complex; cytoplasm. Gene Ontology annotation, molecular function: DNA-binding transcription factor activity, RNA polymerase II-specific; SMAD binding; RNA polymerase II cis-regulatory region sequence-specific DNA binding.
GAUAUGUUUUUUUUUUCUCUCCCAUUGAUCCCGAAAGCAAACGGUUAAUGUAAAGAUGCAGGCACUAAGUGGGAGUGCCUUGCCAUUUACUUCAGCUGUCACUUGAUGUUUGGUGUUGAGGGCGUCGCGGUGAAUUUCGUUGGGAGUGGGCUGGCUGCUCUACCUAGUGGACGCUCUCUUUACACACUGCACACACACACACACAGCCGUGAGAGUCGAGCUCCAGCGAGGGAUGCGAGAGCAGUCGGUGUGUGGCAGACAGACAUCAUUAUUAUUGGACAAACCUUCCGGCCAACCUGUUCAAACCAUCGGACGAGUUGAACGCUGCUCUUUUUUUUGUUUGUUUGUUGUUGACCUAAUUACAAUACUUGAUCACUCUUUUGUUGCUGUUAUUGUUGUUGUUGUUGCUGACACAACGAAAAACGGGUUUGCACCAUACAACAACAACAACAAAAAAGGCUUCCAGUAAUGGAGUGUAAUCCUAGUCUGCUACCUGCGACACGGGACUCCAGCUCUUCUCCAUCGAGCUCCAAACAGGACCUCCCAACAUUCAACCCCAACCUGAAACCCAACCAGGUCAGCGAGACAGCCCUGUAUGGAAUCCCCAUAGUCUGCCUGGUGCUGGACGGCCAGGAGAGACUGUGUCUGGCCCAGAUCUCUAACACCCUGCUGAAGAAUUACAGCUAUAACGAAAUCCACAACCGGCGUGUGGCACUGGGCAUCACCUGCGUGCAAUGCACCCCGGUCCAGCUGGAGAUCCUGAGGCGUGCGGGCGCCAUGCCCAUCUCCUCGAGGCGCUGUGGGAUGAUAACAAAGCGUGAGGCCGAGAGGCUUUGUAAAUCGUUUCUUGGAGCUCAUAACCCUCCAAAAUUACCGGAAAAUUUCGCGUUUGAUGUUUCCCACGAGUGCGCGUGGGGGAGCCGUGGUAACUUUAUACCGGCUAGGUACAACAGCUCCCGAGCCAAGUGCAUCAAGUGCUCCUUCUGCAAUAUGUAUUUUUCUCCCAAUAAAUUCAUAUUUCAUUCUCACCGAACACCAGAGUCAAAGUAUACACAGCCAGACGCGGCUAACUUUAACUCCUGGAGGAGACACCUCAAACUGACUGACAAAGGCUCACCUGACGACGUGGCGCAUGCGUGGGAGGACGUGAAGGCCAUGUUCAACGGGGGCAGCCGGAAGAGAACACUGCCGGUUCACGGUCACGGGUCUGAACGUUCCUUUCCAUUGAAAUCACAUCAAGGAUCUAGCAACUUCCCCCGAAGAGAAUCACCGGAGAUCCCUCCUAAAAUCCUCCGCUGCGACGAUAACCGGGGAGGCAUGGGGAGUAUGAGUACCACGCGCAGCUAUCCGGUUAUCCCCGUGCCCAGUAAGAGUUUCGGUAUGCUGCAAAAUGUGAAAAUUCCUCCGCCGCUUUACCCACAUCCCUACGGGUUCCCGGCAUUCGGGUUGUUACAGAAAAAAGAUGAUGGUGUUGUGAUGGGAGGAGAGCAGAAUAAAGCUCACCUCUCUGGCGUCUUCUCCUGGCCAAGCACCAAGGACAGCGCCUACCACUCUUUCCCCAUGUUCUGGCCUACUGCAGGUCCCCUGACCAUGCCCCCCUACCCCCAGGCCCAGGCCCAGGCCCAGCACAAACCGCACUCGGAGCUCCUGUGCGCCAGACAGGGUGAUCUGGACGCAUCCGAGCAGAGUGACAGAAGUAGCAACACUCCGAGGGACAGUCUGAUGGACAGUGAUCAGUGCUCUAGCACACAGUCCACCCGGAAUGAGGACGAUAAGUUUGGCGAUGAGACGAGGCCAAUGGACUGUAUAAGACCAGUUCUACCAAGGAAGAUCAACUACGUCUCUGCAUUCAGACCCGUCAUCAAAGACGCGGAGAGUAUAGCCAAACUUUACGGUAACCGGGGGUCGUACAACGGGUCUCGAGCUGGCUACCUGUCACCAGAUUUCCUGAGCGAGAGCUCGAGUUACAGGUCCGUGUCCCCCGGAAGUGUGGACAGUGUGGGAGAGACGGAUGUGGACGUUGAAACCAAUAAAUCACAAGAGGACGAGGAGUCACUUCCGCACAACAUUGAGGUUAGCAAGACCCCUCUUGUUCCUGUUUUAUUAAACUUGGCACAGGGCGCUUCACUAAAUUUCCCAGAAUCCAAAUCGGAGCCAGAGCAGGCGGUUGUGGUCGACUCACAGAGAAUGAAUCUACCUCUACACGUGGUACUGUCUUCAGACAGAGAGAGACAGGGCAAGCAACUGCCGGAGGACAAGAACACGUCUUUUGUUGAAAUAUAUUCACCGGACAGGAGUGACAUGCAACAAAGGAAAAGUCCAUAUGCUUUUGGUUCAGCAACGAAUUACCAUAAAGGCACUGUGGAAUCGAAAGACGACAGUGUCAGUAGAGAGGAGCCGUCCUCGACAAUGGAGGAGAUUGAAACGAAGUCGUAUAACGGCCAGAGCGGCGAGGAGAGCCCGAGAGAAGCUCUGAUUGAGGGCGAGGCAACGCACAAUGUUAACAGAUUAUUACAAACUCAGAAAGACAUAGAAAGACUGGCAAAAGAGGAAUUGCAGAGACAGCUCGUUGAGCAAGUGGCGCUAAGGAAGAAAUUGGAACGAGAAUUCCAACAUUUAAAAAAUAAUUUCCAUCAUCAGAUGAAAAGGGAGCUGUCCUACAGGGAAGAGAUGGUUCAGCAGCUUCAUAUUGUCAGAGAAGCUCACAACGCUCUACAACAUUUCUCCUGUAAGAUGCUGACUCCUCGACACUGCACUGGAACCUGCUCCUUCAAACCUCCUCUUCUACCACCUUAGUCCUUUCCCACAGCCCGCCGUGGAGCCCCGUCAGUCUGGAAAGCAAGGCUACUUCUACCCACAAGACUACUACCACCCACAAGACUACUACCACCUCCAGGACUACUACCACCCUGAAGACUACUACCACCCCCAGGACUACUACCACCCCCAGGAUUACUAUCACCCCCA